Messenger RNA from Tympanuchus pallidicinctus (lesser prairie-chicken), 7769 nucleotides. It is a transcript of the gene PAQR9, whose product is annotated as progestin and adipoQ receptor family member 9. The coding region runs from base 127 to 1374 and encodes 415 amino acids. The record is from RefSeq and is a predicted model, not a curated record. Gene Ontology annotation, cellular component: membrane. NCBI's taxonomy places the organism in Eukaryota, Metazoa, Chordata, Aves, Galliformes, Phasianidae. Gene Ontology annotation, molecular function: signaling receptor activity. The transcript has a single exon.
CGGGGCGGCGGGGGCGUCUCUCCCGGCCCCCCGGGCGCGCUGGAUGCGCCGCCGGUUUCCAGUUACCGCGAUGCCGGGCGGCGGGGCGGGAGGAGGCGCGGCGGUGCCGCCGCUGCCCGUGCUGCAAUGAGUGAUGCUGCCGGGGGCGGCGGCGGAGGAGGAAAAGCGCAGAGCCACCGCGGCUCCUCCGCCGGCGGCUGCGGGAGCGGCGGCUCCACCUCGCCCGGGCGGCGGCGGCGGCGGCGGCGGCGGCGGGCGGCGGGCGGCGGGCGGGGGGCUGCCGGGGGUCCGGGGGCCGGCGGGGGCAGCAUGCCGGGGGGCGAGGGGGACAAGGAGGAGGCGGCGCCGCCCGCCCGCCCCACCGCCCUGCUGCGCUGGGACGAGGUGCCCGAGGACUUCGUGGAGUGCUUCAUCCUCUCGGGCUACCGACGGCUGCACUGCUCGGCGCAGGAGUGCCUGGCCUCGGUGCUGCAGCCCACCAACGAGACGCUCAACUUUUGGACCCACUUCAUCCCUCUGCUGCUCUUCCUCAGCCGCUUCGGGCGGUUGCUGCUGCUGCGGGGGGCCGGGGACGUGCCCUUCCACCACCCGGCUCUGCUGCCCCUCUGGUGCUACGCCUCGGGGGUGCUGCUCACCUUCGCCAUGAGCUGCACGGCCCAUCUUUUCAGCUGCCUCUCCCCGCGCCUCCGCGCCGCCUUCUUCUACCUGGACUACGCCUCCAUCAGCUACUACGGCUUUGCCAGCACCGUGGCCUACUCCUACUACCUGCUGCCGGGGCUGAGCCUGCUGGAUGCCGGCGUCUUGAGCCGCUACGUGCAGCAGCAGCUGGGCUGGCAGCUGGACUGCAGCCUGCCCAUCGCGGCCUACCGUGCCCUGGUGCUGCCCGUGGCCCUGGCGCUGGCCGUGGGAUGCACGGCCGCCUGCUGCCGCAGCCGCGCCGCCUGCUGCGCCUACCCCUUCGCCGUGCGCACCUUCGUCUUCGCCAUGCCGCUGAGCAUGGCCUGCCCCAUCAUGUUGGAGAGCCUCAUCUUUGACCUCCGCACGCGCAACCCCACGCUUUUCGUCUACUUCUACCGCCGCUACUUCUGGCUGCUGGUGGCUGCCUUCUUCAACGUCAGCAAAAUCCCCGAGCGGAUCCAGCCAGGGCUGUUUGACAUCGUGGGGCACAGCCACCAGCUCUUCCACAUCUUCACCUUCCUCAGCAUCUACGACCAGGUGCACUACGUGGAAGACGGGCUGGCCGAGUUCCUCAAGGCAGCCCCAGCCGCUCCCACCUACCUGGGCACCGUGGGGUACAUGCUGCUGCUGACGGUCUGCCUGGCUGUGGUCGUCAGGAGGUUCCUCAGUGUCGCAGACCUCUGCAAGCAGGACUGACCGUGCCGGUGGCCACCGUACUAUCGGUCCUUGGGCUGGAGAUGGUUGAGCUGAUGACCUUCAUGCUGGUGACCCUCAGACUGGCUCAGCCGUGUCCUGAAGAUGCUGUGAACCUGGCGGAAAGAUACCUAUGGAAGAAGGUUUCCAGAGAAAACGGCAAUGGUGAAACUGCUCGUACUCUUUAAACUACUAGGUUACCAGGGGAAGCAAGCAAACGCUUACUGGUAUGUUGCUGCUUAAAGUAUAAGCUGAAAUAAUUAAGCUCUGCUACUAGGAAGAACGCAUGAACUGUGAAUGCCACUUACUAGUUCAUAACAAUUAGGUUUAAACUGGCUGUGUUUAUAUAUACAUAUUUAUAUAGAGAGCUAUUUAUUUCUUAGCUACAUAUAUAUAUGUAUAUAUAUAUAUACACCUGAAGACACACUCGUGCAAUGAUUGCUGAUAGACUUUUAAUCAAUUCCUGUGUGAAAUUUCCUAGCAGAUUAUGCACUGACAUUUAUCUUCCUCUGUGAUACUGUAACAGGCCUUUGCAGCCACAUACUGGAUUUUAAAUGCAAACAAAUUAAUAGCUGUCGAUACUUUUUAAGGCCUCACAGCCUUUUUCAGCCAGGGAACAUAAUAGAUUUAAUAGAGAGCAAAACCAGCUGUGAAUUAUUACAGAAUUACCAGUUGACGGAGAGAUUUUAAUUAGACGGGCAGUGAAGCUUGAGUGGUUGGCGUAGCCGCUCGGAUUCUACAAUAUAAUGCAGGAAUAUGUAAAAUAAUUGAACCAGAAAGGGAUCAGAUGGUUUUAAAGUGGGGGUGGGGGGGAAGAAGGGCACUGCAUAAUGGCACAGCUCUUCCCCGGCACGUCAGGAACAUCUGUCACUUUCAGGGGGUUGCUAGGGGGCCCCUUUAUCUUCCCCAGUAAAUCACCCCAAAAUCAGCCCUUCAGAGUCAAGGUCAAAUGCCAGACUUUCUAUAAGCUCCUGCCAAGCUCGGUGGAAGUUCUGUGGAUGUAAAGAGAAUAAGUGAUGCAUGAGAUCUUAUUCUGGGUCUUUUAAAUAAUUACGUGGAACUGGUGUCUUCUGCUCCUUAAUUAGAGCACUUUGACAAAUUUACCAUCCAAAAAUUAGGUGCUGAGUAUGAGUUCAAGACCUAUGAGCACUGGAAAUUGACAUUUUCAUGUAAUUCCCUGCUUUUUCCUAUGCUGAUCAGUUUGGGCUACAGCUGGGUGCUUUGAAGUCCUCAUCUAUUACCUUCAGGGGGGUUCAAAGAGAACAAUUACAAGUUAUUUUCCAAAGCCGUGUCUUUUCUCAGCAACCCAGGUAAUAUCCUUCUCACACCACAAACAACUAACCAUAGAUUUAAUUUACUCUUCAUAUAAAGAGAAAUUUUUUAAACUACAUGCAGAUUUUAAACAUGCAUUUUGAUUUUGUCAGAACAAGUAACAGGCGUGCAAUAAUAUUUCUCAAAGGGUUACAACUUGAAGUUCAGGUGUGAAACUGCUGUAUACCCAUUUUCAAAAAGAAGGGUGGUACUUCCUUCCACUGAUGUCAUACCGCACAAUAGCACAGUGCUUCUUUAACUCAGCCUCUUUGCUUCUAUUGUGGAAAUACUUCUGCUUGCAUCUUUCCCAUUUUCAUGGACUUGGCAUCCAAACUCCAAGUGUAUGUUUUGAGUCCAGUCGCAUGGUCUUCUGCAAGACAAAGUCCCCUUUGUUUGUAACAAGAGUAUAGGAGGGGCUCUAGCUAGUGAUUAUGAGGUCAUGUCCUUAAUAUGGGUCAGAAUCAUCACAGAAACCAAUAAUUGAUAUGUCCUGUACCAAUGUCAGACUUGUGAAAAUUUCCCUGUGAAAGUAUACAAGCUAAAGGAAAAUACAGGUCUGCUUCAUUUUGCCUUUUAUCUUAACCCAUUUUAACAACAGUAGAUUGGAUCUUUUAGAUUUUUAUAAAUAAUGAGAAUGGCCUAACAAAAAUAAGUGUUCUUUGCCAGCAGCAAUUCUGUAAUUUGUGGUGAGGUCACAUACGGUCUCUCAGAGGGACUGGUUAGAAUUUUCAAAAACACUGGCUCCCAGUCUGUGACCUCCUGUGUUACCACUGAUGGUCCAUAAAAAACAGCAUUCUCUAUGUGGCUGUCUGUGUUUUGUUUUCAUUUGUCAACCUGCAUUGAAAGGAAAUUAAAAAUACACAAAGUAUUGUUAAGGUUGAAUAUUUUCAGUGACUUAUCAUAAUUAUGGCAUUGCUUUAUUGAGCUGCCAGUAAAGCAGAAAACAAUUUGCACCAUAGGAGAGGUUGGUUUAUGGCACUGUCAUGCUCUGAUGUGUCUUUCAUACCAUGGAGAAGAGAAAAAAAAGAAAACCAAACCAAACCAAAACAAAACAAAACAAGAAAAGAAAGAACUGGAAGCUCACACCAGAAAGCAAAUGGAUCAAGACCUGCAACCAUGCUGUGCUAUAAAUUUCCACAGCUUCAGAAGGAGGUCGGUAUCUCUGAGAUGUACUGUAUUCAAGUUAAAAUAAUAGAUGCAUAAUGGUUAGAGCCCAAAUGACUCAUCCAAGUUUCAAAACUAAUUAUUUAGAAAUUGCUUGCCUGGGAGAUGCCACUGGCAUGUACAACCAGCAAUUAAAAACUAGGAAAAAAAUCAAAAAGGCUGGGGACAGUAAAUCUCAGCACUAGCAGACAGCUUAGAAACAAGUGACAAUUAAAGCCAAAUGUAAAAAAAGGCUGUUAAAGCAUACUGCAUAAUGAAUUAUAGUUGUGCUUGUCACUCACAAUGUAGAGGACAUCUCAAGAGGCAAUGUCAAAAAAGGCUGUUGCUAACUUGUAAAAAUACAUUUGAUAUUUGCAGUUAGGCCACACAGGGUCGUCUAUAUAUAUCUCAACUUCAGAUAACAGUAUAAAGGUUGGAUUGCAACCAACUGCAAUUUUACUGGAAUCUUGGAGCGUCCUAACAGUUGCCUGUGAGGCCCAGUUGCGCUGCAGAUUUGGUACCAGGACCUGAUAUUGAGAAUAUUGAUUCAUUUGAAACAUUUCUAUUGGCAAAAUGUUGAGGCACAUGCAUGAGGCCGAGCACUUUGUGGAGUUAUUUGCAAAUACUGGUUGCAGGUACUGCUCUCUGAGCCUCUGUAAGCAGACCUUGUGUAUCGGGAGCCUUGUGUGGAGGGAGACGUGAUUCGUUUUAUGGAAUUCUAAUGAACAUUUGUUUGUUCAUUUGUCUGUUUGCUUAUAUGUCAGUAAACUAAAAAGUUACAAUGAGUGCGCAGAAUAUCUAGGGAAACACUUCUUGAGUGUGUAUUUAUUCAGCAAGGACAAUUCUGUGCAGAUAAUUGCUCCGUUUGCCAUGUUCAAUAGCAAGUGUCCAUGAAUAAGGAGAAACAAAACUGAGUUAAAGAGAUUAAAAGUGGAACAAGACAUCUAUAUUUAUAGUGCUUGAAUUUGCUCUUAGAAGUCAAUGUCUGCAUUUGUGUGGCUUGUAAGGAGGCAGGAUCUCUGAUUUGAAAGCACACAUGGCUGAAUGUCUAUCGGCACAUCCAGAGCUCAGUCAGGCGGUCUGACCUGCAGGCCAGAUGCACAAGGACAUCCUAAACACAAUUUUUUUUGCUUAAGUAUCUGUCAUAAUAUUUUUAUUGUCUGGGUACUUAACUGAAGGCCUACACUGUGGUUAGGGAGCAAAGGACUCCAUAGCUCAUCUGUAAAACCAAAAAGACUUUUCAGUCUUUUUGUGGUAGAAUGAAGGAUAGGCUGAGUACAAGGGGACGGCCUGGAAAUGCACAUGUGUUUGUCCUUCUCUGGCCAACACUGACCUUCUGGCUGACAUACCUGUGCAAUAUGAACUGACUGUCAGUGGGGUCAGUUUCCAGAGUGUUGGUUAUGCUGGUGACACAGUCACUCCGCUUUGCAAUUAGCAUGUGCUUAGAAUUGCAGUCAACAUACUGGCAGAUGAAGCCUAGCUUCUGGGCACAUCGGAGGUGCCUGUAAGCUUCAAGCUCAUCUCUGUGUAAGAUCGACAUACCUGGUCUGCAGUUAUUAUCCCAUGUUCUGUGGUGGAAUGCUAUUUCUUCUUCUGCAGUGUAUUCAUUUGAAUGUCUGCACAGCUGUGAGCAGCUUCAUUAGCAAGACUGGAGCCUGCAUUCUGGAAACAAAGGGGAAGUUUUCAUCUGCAUGCUGUGCUUAUAGAAAUUUAGCAGUUAGAAGUAGAAACACAUUGGUUUUUACUAAAACCAUAGUUUUGCUUAAUUGUUCGAGUGUCAUUAUUUAUACACUGAAUCCAGAUACCAUGUUUCUGUCAACAGUACCCUGACAGAAAAUGACAGUCUGAAAGCUUUACUUUAAAUUUAAGUAAACUUUCUGAGGCAGCACAUUCAUAAAAUGUUAUUGCACUUAGUUGAUUACCAUCCACAUGCCUUACAGAAACAAACCAUACCUGUAUUAGUUGUCCAGGUUAUACUGUUUUUCUUUGCCUGGGAGUGUAAUGAUGACCAAGUGGCCUGUAACAAGCUGAGGAGUCAGGCACUCCUGCUUUCUCAUCCUUGCUUUGCCACUACUGUUCUGUAAUCUUGGGCAAGUUAUUUGAACUGUGUUCAUUUUAAAUGAAUUUAAUUCAUGUAAAUCACUGGAAUUGUACCGGGGUUGAAUGUGACCCUCUGUGUCUCAGUUUCCUCUUCUGUAAGAUGGGGAGAAUAUACCGUACCUACCUCACAGGGUUGCUCUGAAGACUAGCUAAUGUUUGUAAAGCACUUAAAAAUGCAAAGAUCCUCCUAGGUGCUAAGAAGAAAUAUUGCUGAACUCCAGCAGAGAGAAUGUCAUAUAUUCAAUUGUUCCUCAUCUCACUCAGAGAGGAACAUGAGCGUUACUAGACCAUGAACUCUUGGGACAAACCCUCAUUGUCGUCAUACUCCUAGGAAGUUCGUAUCCCACAUCCUUUGGAGUCAAUGGCAAAAUUUCCUCUGGCCUCAGGCAGGGGGGCAGUUGCAGUCUAAAGCAGUAGUAAACAGGCUGAUUAAAUACAUAAUUGUCUGGAGUAAAGAGAAAAUAUAUGUGAGCUAAGUAGUUUUCCGAAAUUCUCACUGAUGACUUGUUUGUAUGAAGGCCUUGUUCAUUUAGCCAUGGGUUGUAUUGCAGUUACUGUGGAACAAGAGAGCAAGAUUUCCUAUCAGUGUCUGUAAAAGUAGGCUUAUGGCUCAACUACCACUGGCAAUUUCUAUCAGCUUUAAGCUACCCCUUAUCAGAGCAAAAAGACCUUUAGUAAAUAAAGCUUGUAAAGAAUUGUAUAAUCAUUUGGGAAUGCAAACUUACAUUGGGAAUAGGUGAACGGUUGGACUGGAUGAUCUUUUAGGUCUUUUCCAACCUUGGUGAUUCUAUGAUUCUAUGAUUCUAUGAUUCUAUGAUUGAUCAUACAGACAACUUUUCUUCCCCUCUCAUCUCCCAAACUUAACAACAUGGAACCAAUCCUAUUCUUUAGCAGAUCUGAAUUUAGGCCUUCUUAUCACUUAUGAGUACUCUACCAUGGAGCCCUGACUACUCAUCCCACUAACCCACACUGCCCUUCUCUUGGAGCACCAUUGAGUAGAGAGCAAUGUUUUUAAGAGCUUUUCUAACUGGCAGUGGUAGUGAACAACAAUAACAACAAAAAACAACAAAAAAACAACUACAACAAAAAUAUCAACAGAUUUGAGUGAUCCAUCAAGUCAAAGCCUCUAAUCAUAAGGAAUUCACUCUAUCCAAAUAAAUUCCUUGCAUCUGUUACACAUCUGUAAGUCAGGGCUACACAACCAACAGCCAAGUAACACCUGAGACUGUACCCUGUUCUCCUCAGGUGGGAUGCAAGGUGCUGAGAAAGCAUCACCUGCGCUGAAAGAUACAGAUCUCUAUUCAAGAUGUUUAAUGUUCUGGAGCUGGAUGUGGAAUCAGUUAUUUUCACGACUUGAUUAGACAGAUGCUGUUUCAUUCCACUGAAUUCAGUAACGAAUUAACGACUGAGGCAAAGGAAGUAAGCUUUUGCUCAAAGUUGCCUGUAAGGAAACACCAGCAGACUGCUGCUUUCAGGGCAAUUGCUUCCUGGCUGACCGUACUCGCAAGAUGGAGGAUUCUGAAGUAGUGCUUCACUGUUUUGUGUGAAUGCCUAAGGAUUUGUGUUUGUAGCUGGGGGGGUAAUAGUGUGAAGAAACAGUUUAUAGCAAGUCAAUUUUUUCUGUCUGCUAGAGAUUCAAGCACGCUUUAGAAAGAGAUAUCACAUUUAAGGGUCUGUGCAUGCAAUGAACAAAAAGUGUGAGUUUUAUUUGAUUCUGCUGGGAGGGGUUAAAAAUUUACUCUUUGUACACUUUUGGAUGCUGACAACCGUAUAUGUAAUGACUAUGCAUUUUUAGCAAAAAAAAAAAAAGGUGUGAGCUAUAAAUAAAGUUGAUUCUGAGUACA